AUCUGACGUACUUCCCUUUUCACGUGCCCGUGGAUUAAAUGUGUCUUGGAGGGAUCAUUCAAGUCAAUUUCAAUCUUUGAUUCGAGCUGUAAGAUGUUGAAAAUCGAGGGACUCGGGCCGAAAAUGGACCCGGACGAGAUGAAGAAGAAAAUGCGAGAGGACGUCGUUACGUCUGUUCGCAACUUUUUGAUUUACGUUGCUCUUCUCCGAGUCACACCAUAUGUUUUGAAGAAGCUGGACAGCAUAUGAAACUUCAUCAUGGACAGAUGAGCAUGCAGUGCCUGGAUGAUGAUGCUGCUGCAGCACAGAGCCACUUACCACGCCAGUGAAUGAAGAGAGGGUGUUACAUUGCCUGUAUUUAUUUAAAAAAAUAAAAUAAAAUACUGGAUGCAUCCAAUAUACUUUUUCCCCAGCCAUUUAAAUAAUUUAAAUCAAGAGUUGUCAACCAGAAUGUGAUGUUCAUGAUAGUCUAAGCAAUAAAUCUUUCAUCAGUUAUGCCCAUUGAA
Xyrauchen texanus (razorback sucker) is the source of this 506-nucleotide messenger RNA. RefSeq names its product mitochondrial import receptor subunit TOM5 homolog. Bases 94 to 249 code for a protein of 51 amino acids. Gene Ontology annotation, cellular component: mitochondrial outer membrane translocase complex. Lineage: Eukaryota; Metazoa; Chordata; Actinopteri; Cypriniformes; Catostomidae. The record is from RefSeq and is a predicted model, not a curated record. The transcript has 2 exons.